Molecule: messenger RNA, 3201 nt
Organism: Sitophilus oryzae (rice weevil)
Lineage: Eukaryota; Metazoa; Arthropoda; Insecta; Coleoptera; Curculionidae
Gene: GCS2alpha
Product: neutral alpha-glucosidase AB
Exons: 17
Coding region: 130-2844 (904 amino acids)
Biological process (GO): N-glycan processing; carbohydrate metabolic process
Molecular function (GO): carbohydrate binding; alpha-glucosidase activity
Source: RefSeq, a predicted model, not a curated record
AUGUCUGACACUGAAGUACCAUUUCAGGUACACGUCAGAAAUACUUUUAUUAUUAUUUUUUAGCCGUUCGGUUAGGUUAGAAAUAUAAUAGAAAGAUAACAGAAAUUUAAUCAAUAGGUUGAUGCCAAAAUGGCCAGGUGGUCGCUAUUAUUAGGAAUAUGUUUUAUUAAUAUAGUUCUAGCAGUCGAUAAAAAUAAUUUUAAAACAUGCGAGCAAAGUAGUUUUUGUCGGCGUUUAAGAAAGUAUCAAGCAGGUGAUAGUGUAUAUCAAGCUGAUUUAUCAUCUUUACAAAUUACUGAGAAUGCUAUUGAAGUUGGGAUACAAAACACUCAAGUCGCUAAUGCAAAUUUAAAAUUAACGUUGACAGCGAUAGUUGGAAAUGUUUUUAGAGUUUCUGUAGACGAAAUAGAUGGAUUAUUUCCAAGAUACAAGCCUCAGUUUGCAUUAAAUGGCGAACCUCAAGUUGCUAAACUAGAAGUUUUACAAAGAGAUCAGGACAGUGUUACAGUAAAAUCAGAAAAUAACAAAGCUACUUUGACAGCAAAACCUUUAAAGCUUGAAUUUUAUAGAGAUGAUGUUUUGGUUACCAUUUUGAAUGGUAAAGGGCUUUUUGCAUUUGAGCAUUACAGAACCAAGCCAGAUGAAGGAGCAACAGAUCCACAAAUUCAGGAUGAUCCCGGUGCGUGGGAGGAGAAUUUUAAAACACAUCAUGAUACUAAACCAAGGGGACCUUCAGCUAUAGCUGGUGAUUUUACAUUUCCAAAUGCCCAAAGAGUCUAUGGUUUACCAGAACAUGGUGAUCAUUUAGCUCUUAGAACAACUCAGCAAAAUAAUUUAGACCCAUACAGACUUUACAACUUAGAUGUGUUUGAAUAUGAACUGGAUAGCACAAUGGCAAUUUAUGGUGCUGUGCCAAUUGUAUAUGCUCACAGUGCUGAACAUACUGUCGGUGUAUUUUGGCAUAAUGCAGCAGAAACUUGGGUUGAUAUAAAGAACAGUAAGGAUAUUAAUGUGGUAUCCUCUCUAGUAAAUCUUGUUAGUGGGAGUAAAACAGAGGCCAGCGUAGAUGUACGGUUUAUGAGUGAAAGUGGUAUUAUGGACUUUUUUGUACUAACGGGUCCAAAGCCAAAAGACGUCAUUAAACAAUAUGCGUCUUUAACCGGUGUCCAUGGUUUACCACAGCUGUUCAGCUUGGCGUACCAUCAAUGCCGCUGGAACUAUAACGAUCAAGAUGAUGUAACGACGGUGGUCGCCAAUUUUGAUAAUAAUAAUUUACCUGUUGAUGUAAUGUGGCUGGACAUUGAAUAUACAGAUGCCAAAAAAUACUUUACAUGGGAUCCUAUUAAAUUUUCAAAUCCCGAAAUUAUGGUUAACAAUUUAACUAGUACUGGAAGAAAAUUAGUUGUUAUUAUAGAUCCUCACAUUAAGAGAGAGGGUGGAUACUUUCUCCAUGAAGAUGCUUUGAAGUAUGACUUUUAUGUUAAGAACCACGAUGGAAGUGUAUAUGAAGGUUGGUGUUGGCCUGGAUCUUCAUCGUAUCUUGAUUUUUAUGAUCCGAAAACAGUUGAUUAUUACAAAAAGCUGUAUGCUUUAGAAAACUUCAAAGGUACCACUCAUGAUGUGUGGAUUUGGAACGAUAUGAAUGAACCUUCUGUUUUCAAUGGACCCGAAGUAACAAUGCCAAAGGAUUGCGUCCAUCAUGGUGGCUGGGAACAUAGGGAUGUUCAUAACGAAUAUGGUUUAGUACAUACAAUUGGAACUUACCAAGGUCUAAGACUCCGUUCUCCAAAUAAAAGACCAUUUAUUUUAACGCGUGGACAUUUUGCUGGUUCUCAGAGAUUUGCUGCGGUAUGGACUGGUGAUAAUGAAGCUAAAUGGUCUCAUCUCACUGCUAGUUUUCCCAUGUGUCUUUCUGAAGCACUUGGAGGAAUAAGUUUCUGUGGUGCUGAUGUUGGUGGUUUUUUCAAUAACCCUGAUAUUGAAUUGCUACAAAGGUGGUACCAGGCCGGAAUUUGGUUACCAUUCUUCCGUGCUCAUGCCCAUAUCGACACUAAACGACGAGAACCAUACUUAUUCUCAGACGAUGUAGUAAACAGAAUUAGAACGGCUUUAAGAUUGCGAUAUGUCCAUCUACCUUUGUGGUACACCCUCUUUUGGGAACAUGAGACUAAAGGAGAGCCUGUUAUUAGACCGUUGUUUUACCACUAUCCAGAUGAUGAAAAUGUUCUUGAUAUUGACAAUACAGCUUUGAUUGGUCAUUCCGUUUUGGCUCAUCCUGUAACGGAGCCAGGUGAAACAUCUGUAGACGUUUAUUUACCAGGAGGUAAAAAUGGGUAUUGGUAUGAUAUUCAAGACUUUCAACUCUAUCAUGGAGGAAAUCAUAAAAUAUCUGUGGAUUUAGAUAAGCAUGUAGCAUUCUACAGAGGAGGUUCGAUUAUUCCCAGGAAGGAUAGACCGAGAAGGUCUUCAGCAGUAAUGCAUCAUGAUCCUUUUUCAUUAUAUAUUGCAUUAGAUGAUAAACAGAAGGCAUCAGGAACACUUUAUUUGGACGACUAUGAGAGUUUUGAUUAUAAGAACGAGAAGCGAUAUACCUAUUUGAACUUUGAUUUCAGCAAUAACAAAUUCACUAGCAGCUUGAUUGAUAAAGCCACUUAUCCAACUGAAGAAUGGAUAGAAAAAAUUGUUAUUCUUGGCCCACCUGCUGGCAUUACCGGAGCUAAGUUAACAAGUAAAACUUUAGGAACAAUAAAUCUGGAGACAUCUUAUGACAAAGAGUCAAAAUCUCUAACAAUAAGAAAACCUGGUGCAAGUGUGCUAGAGCCAUUCACUAUUGAAUUAGUGUAAUUCAAUAAUGCUGUGAGUUAUAUAUUUGAUUUGUUCAAUAUCAUUUUGGGUUAUAUAUAGAUUAUAAAUGUAACAAAUUAGGUAUUUUGAAUUGUUCUGUGUUUAGAGGACAAGUGAUAACUGCAGAAGGAUAUUAUAAUAUUUAUAGUUGAUAGGGGUAAAAUUUAGAGAAAGUAAAUCAUUUUUUGUGAUAAAUAAAACAUUUUAAUCUAUACCUUUUUGUAUAGAACACUGAUGUAAUAAUUCUGUGUGAAUUUGAACAAAUAUUAAAAUCAUUUCAUUGUUAUUUACAAAUCAUAUAAAUUAUUUCAAGUGUACAAAUAGUAUAGAAAUAAAAUGUUCAUCUUAAGACCAGAA